Molecule: messenger RNA, 5684 nt
Organism: Parasteatoda tepidariorum (common house spider)
Lineage: Eukaryota; Metazoa; Arthropoda; Arachnida; Araneae; Theridiidae
Product: E3 ubiquitin-protein ligase ZNRF1
Biological process (GO): proteasome-mediated ubiquitin-dependent protein catabolic process; protein K48-linked ubiquitination
Cellular component (GO): membrane; cytoplasm; intracellular membrane-bounded organelle
Molecular function (GO): ubiquitin protein ligase activity
Source: RefSeq, a predicted model, not a curated record
AGCUGUAUUGCAGCUCAACUCAAUGUUAUUGUGAAAAUAGAUUUUGUUAUUUCUGGUCGAACAUUGGGUAAAAUUUAGUUCUGUUCUGUUGCUCAAUUUGACUUUAAAAGUUCUGUUCACUUUUCGGAUAUAUUUUUGAAUGUCAACCCAGUUUUUGUUUUUAGUGCUGAUUUUCGGAUGCUGAUUAACUUAGUAGUGCAUCUUCGAUUGUCUUUUCGAUGUGCUUUUUCAUGCAGUGGAUCAGCACAUCUUCGAUUUUGAAAUCUGUUUCUUGCAAUGGGCGCCAAGCAAAGCACGAACAACAACAGUACAAGAGAUCAACCUGGCUCCAAUGCAUCCCCAAUGGCUAGUACAUCAGGGGGUUCUAGUGGCCUUGGAUUAUUAAAUCUAAGGCAAAGAGACGGUGGUGCAACUGGCUCUGACUCGAGACAGCGAGCAAGGAGCUUAUCUAAUGUUUUGAAUGGACACUCCGGACAGCCUAUAAGUAUAUCACCCCAGCAUGGGGCAUUUGAUAUUUCAGAAUCACCUGAACCAGACAGGAGUAAUUUACCUGUGGAAAUACCUAUUAGUAGGGUUUAUGCCGCCCAUUCGUUGCCUGUGCAUCUGGUAUCGUUUAAUGGAAUCAAGUGCCCAGUAUGUUCAAAAUUUGUGCCACCAGACGAUGUAGAGUGCCAUUUAGUUAUGUGUCUUACAAAGCCAAGAAUAAUAUAUAAUGAAGACGUUUUAAUUGAAGAUAAAGGAGAAUGUGUUAUAUGUCUAGAUGAUUUAACUCAGGGGGAUACAAUAGCCAGGUUACCUUGCUUGUGUAUAUAUCAUAAAACUUGUAUAGACGCCUGGUUCAAAGUGAAUCGCUCCUGCCCUGAGCACCCCCUUGAUUGAUAUGUUUGUGUGUGAACUUAUAGAUGCAUCUGUGAUCCAUGGCUGUGUAUAUCAUGUUUAGAACAUCAAGUUUAUGCUUUUUGUUUAACUGUUUGUGGCUAGGUGUUUGUUCCGAGAAAUGAACUGCAACACUCACUGUUGACUGUUUUUUGUAGCCUUACAAGUGUGCUUAUUUGUAAAAUUUCACAACUUUUAUCAAGCAGUAGUUGAGUGUAAAUGAAGAGACGGAAUGUGAACUUAUGUGCAAAUACAGUUGACAAAUUUCUAGCCUCCUGGAACUCGUUUAUUCAAAUGUGCAAGGUGUCCUAAAACUGACUGAUGAUGAAAAAAAAAAAUUUCAUUUAAUGAAAACCGGAAGGAGAUAGAAAUGUAUGAUUUACUACUUUUUGAUUAGGAAAUUCUCCCAAAUUUUAAAAAUUAGUUACAAAGUUUGUCAACAGGUGAUGCUGCCUACUGAAAAAACUAUGAAGCAAUAUUUUCAAAAUUAUCAUUAUUUGCAGCUACAUAAUAGCACAGUUUAAACACAAAAUUAAUGAUAAUCGUGCAAAUAAUUUAGUUUGAAGGGCCUGCAGUGAAAGAGAAGCAUAUUUUUUUGAAGUUUUUUCAGUUUAAGUGUGCCUUUUGAUGAAAAAAUCUAUAGACAAUUCCAUCAUUUAUAAAUGUCAUUUUUGCAGGCUUUAAUUAAAAGUAUGUUAAAGUUAAAAAAUUUAAAGAGUUUAGUAAUUUAUGUUAAAUUAUCGUUUGGUGUCAUUUACACCUAGUUAAAUUUUUGUAACUAUUAUAAGUUUAAAGGUUUAUUUUAAAAAAAAUUUAAAACUGGCUGUUAAUUAUGUAACAUAUUGUGGUAAGUCUGUAUCAGCCAGUUUCCUAUUUUUUUUAAAAAAAUUUACGUUUCUAAAUGUUAAUAUAAAUGACACCAAGAAUAUAUGAAUAAAUGACACCAAUAAUAUAUAUAAAUAAAUGACACCAAGAAUUGUUUUUGCAAUAACUGCCAGUUUUUUUGUAAAAAAAAUUUAUAUGCCAUUAAAAUAUGGAAGUAUGGCACUCUUAAAUAAUAGAACUGCUUCUGUGCGUCUAAUUUUAAAACUUGGUGAAAAUAAAUCUUUUAAAUUCUAAUGCUACAUAUUGUGCGACGUCUGUAAAAGCCAGUUAUUGAUGUUGGAAAAGAUUUUAUUAUUUUAAAUGUUAUUAAAACUUAAAGUGCAAAAGGCACCUAGAGUCAUUUUAACAAAAAUUUUUGGAACUGCUCAAUUUUUAUUUUUGAUGUACGCACGCUUAAAAUCUGCAAGUGUAACAUUCAUAAACGGUACAAUUGCUUCUUUGUAGUUCUUUUGAAACUAUUUUUUACUUUUGGAGAAAAUAAAUUCUCUGGUUUUCUAUCCAAAAAGCUGCAAGCUGUCAAUUUCUGUCUUCUUCCUAUUUUCUUUUUAAAUCGUCUGUAUUUUUUAGGACACUCAAAUAGGUGUAAACAAAUUGUUAUAUAUAGCAUGACUCACUUGGCUUUGAUAUUUCUUGUAUAAACAAAAACAAAAAAAAACUUUAUAAAAUAAAUAUGUGACAUGUUUUUUUAAACAAAAGAAACUAAAAGCAACGACUUUAAACGCCCUGAAUCGACAAAUACUCUUUCAUAAUAUGGCACUAAAUUAGGGAUAUCUUAGCAAAACUAAAUUGAUAUAUUUAUAUUUAAAAUUAUAAUUAUUAUUUUAUGCAUACAUGAAUUGAUUAUUUAUUUUUCCACAAAGUAUUUUUUUGUGCAGUGGCCAAUUUUCCAAUACUUUUAUAACCUAUGGUGUUAUAAAACAUUUUAUCUUGACUUGUAGUUUUUCUGGAAGAAAAAAAAUGAUAAAAGGUACUAGCAACAACGCAUAAAAAUUUUAAGUUAAUUCUGUUUCAUAAUAUGGCACUAAAUUAGCAAUGGCUUAGAAAAAAAUAGUCAUAUUUACAUUUAAAAUAUAUUAUUUAUUGUUGUGUAACAACAUUUUCUGAUACUUAAACAAUAACAGGUGUUAUGAUAUAUUUGUAAUUCAUAAAAUAUAAUUUUGUAUCAAAAUUUUUACCAUAAAUUUAUGUAUCAAAAGUUUUUUUUUUUUUGAAUUUUAUUUUUAAACAUGAUUUAGAUUAAAAGUAACAGAUAAUAACGAACCAUAACACCAUAUUAUUGAAUAUUAACCAUUUUCAUGAGUGACUUUGCAAAAGUUUUUGCUUAUGGUAUUUUGCAAAAAGUUAAAGGAUAAAUCCUGUUAUACUGGUCUGCUUGGCUUAUUGCAUCACUUGUAAACCAACUGUUAAAUGUUAUAACAUGUUCUCCUUAAAUUUUAUCUUCUCUUAAGUAAAAAAAUUAGUUUUGUAUUACUUAUAAUUAGGGCCCUACAAAUUGUGCUACGAUACUGAAAUCUGCAUAACUGCCAGCAUUAUAUCUUUAUUUCUCAUUUUCCUCAAAAUGUCUUUGUCGGCCAAAUAAAGUUGUUUUUAUUUCCCCUUAACCCUAUGCACUAUCACUUUUUCCAAUUCUGAGAAACAUGAAAGGCUUAAAUGUUUCAUAAAAACAUGCAAAUUAGGAAAAAAUUCUAAUUUUUUUUUUUAAAUUAAGUAAUGUAAACAGGGCUCAAAAUUAAUGGUAGUUUGUUAAUCCUCGAGUUGGUCCUUCACAAAAUAAUUUUGAGCAGUCCCCAAAUCAGCAAUCAAUGUAAAAGAUUUUUUUUCCUUCUUUUUUUUAAAAAAUGGUUAUGUUUUGGGCAGUGUUUUAUCACAAAUCAGUAUAAUUCAAUAUGAUUGUGACAUUAUCCAUUUUCUGUAUUGUAAUUUUUUAUUUAAACUGACUACAUUGCCUUUUUUUAAUAAAAAAAUCUGUUAGAGGCAUUAUAAACUCACCAGUGAUAAUGUGUAUGGGCUAUUAAUAUUUUUUAGAAAUUGGUCAAUCAAACUUAAAACUAAAUUUUAUUAAAACUUCUGUUUUUAACAACUUAUUUUUGACUAUCUCCAGUAACUAAUUUAAAUUCUUUCUCUCACAUUUGAAAAAGUUUAAUUGAAAUUUUCCUUUUUUUUUUUUGCAAUCUAUCUGCAUAAAUUUGAAAAGUCGGCGUAUAUUUUUCACAUGAUUUUUAAAAUACUACUACAUAAUUUAUGGGGCCCUUCCUAUAAUUUUAUUAAUGUCUCAAUUUUUUAUUCAAUUUUCAUAACUCUAAUAUCUGAGCAGCUGAUAAUAUUGCUCGAAAGGUUUGAUGCUUUGUUUUUAUCACUUUCUGUUAUUCCAUUUGAAACUAAAAAUAUAAAUAAACAGAAAGUUUCUAUGAUUUUUUUUUUAAAUUCAAUUUUCAUAAUUAUAUUUUUUACAAAGCUAAAUUACUAAAUUGUAAAAUUCGUGAUUUGUUUUCUUUAAAUUAUUCCCUUUUUUAGAAAGUUUUAAAAAAAUUCAGUGCUUUUUUUUAUAAUUUUGUUUUCUGGGUAGCUAAUAUUUAUAUUUUAGAGUUGUCCAAUACUGAAAUGACAGAUUUAUUUUCUAAUUUAAACUUUCUGUUAUUGUUUCAAUAUUAAAAUAAAUUGAUAAUAUGUGCUUUACUUUAUGACUUUUAAAAUUAUGUAGAUAUAUGUGUGAUUUAUUUAUCUUAUAUUUUCAAAAAAAUGAAGUUGUUAUUUAUUGCUAAUUAAUGCCAUAUCUUUUAUAACUAAUUGAAAACAUUGACUGAAAAGCGCCAAAUAUGUGACAUUUGUCUUCUAUCGGAGAUAGUACUAAUUAUUUUUAGAGUGCCAGUGCAAUUUAUAUAACUAAGUAUAAAAAAAAUAUUAACUGUCUGUUAUGCUGAUUUGUAUUUAAAAAAUUCUUGGUCUUACCAGAAAAAAAAAUUCAAGUAUAACUUUAAUUUUAUAAAAGUAUUUUUUUUUUAGUUACAUAUUUGUUUCCGUUUUAUAAAAUUUGAUUGAGAAGUUUACAUAAUGUUAAUCGUUUAUAAAAUUAAUUGCAUUUUUAAACAGUUAUUAUUUAGUUAUUAUCUUAGUUUCAUUUAUUACCUUGAAUUGAUUUUUAUCAAUAUAUUAUUCUAAUUAAUUUCAGCAUAUCUAUUUUUUUAAAUCCUGGAUUACUUAUCCUGUUAUAAAUGGAAAUGUAGGAAUGCCACCAAGUGCUUCACAUUUUCCGUAAUUUUUAUGAAUUUUAGUUCCAGAUGUACAAUAUGGAGAUAUUUUAAAAACUUAUGUUUCCUAAUUUACUCAGGAAAUAUUUUGAAAACUGUUUUUAAUUCCCUGAUUUGCUGAGAAAAUGUUUUAGAAACUACUUAUAAUUAACUUAUUUGUGUUUCUUAUUUUUACAUUUUUUUUUCAAUUUUAUUUUUAGGAACUUUUAACGUAUUUUUUUGAAAAUCAAAUUUGUAUUACUUUUAGCCGUUUAAGGAAAAAUGUUUAUCUUUUGUAUAUGAACAAACUUAUUUUGCUAAUACAUAAAUUUUAAGCAAUAUUUCUAAAAUACUCUUGUAAAAUCUAAUUAUUAAUCUUUAUACAAAUAAAUACAAAGUAUUUACUCUUGUUUAAGUCAACAACUAUUUUUCUGUCAGUCCAAGAAUUUUUAAAUCUUCUCUUUUGUGUUUUACAGGUUUAAAUUUUUGGAAGUUUCAUCAAACUUUUUUAAUUAUUCUCUUUUCAAUUUUGAAACAAAUCUUUAUUACAAAAUUAACCCUAAAUUGAAACUUUUAUGAAAUAGGUUUUCAACUUUCUUCUGGGAACAAAAUAAGAAAUAAAAAUUAUUUUUCAGUUUUGUAACUAUUUUAUAAAUUGUUCUAAAUUCUCAAUAAAAUACAACAGAACAGUUUCAA